This is a messenger RNA of Pezoporus flaviventris, 2322 nucleotides long. RefSeq names its product 2-oxoglutarate receptor 1-like. NCBI's taxonomy places the organism in Eukaryota, Metazoa, Chordata, Aves, Psittaciformes, Psittacidae. The transcript is spliced from 2 exons. Gene Ontology annotation, molecular function: G protein-coupled receptor activity. Gene Ontology annotation, biological process: G protein-coupled receptor signaling pathway. The record is from RefSeq and is a predicted model, not a curated record. The coding region runs from base 678 to 1760 and encodes 360 amino acids. Gene Ontology annotation, cellular component: plasma membrane.
UGCAGAAACUGCAGCUAAUUCAACCAAGCUCCCAGUUUGGAGCUCUUGGGUACCUUUGCCCUCCUUGGGAUGCAAGUGGUUGAUUGCUGCUCCUAGCACCCACCAAGCCCUCUGCAGUGCAGUUUCUUCCAAUUCAAAACACUGCUCACUCCUCACCUCUCUCCCCAUCUUCCACCUUCCCCAUAGUGUGCGCUGGCACUCAGGGACAUAUUCCUUCAGGCGAGCACUGCAGCGGUGCUGCUUAUCCCUGCCUGAGUGCUGCUGACCUUCCUCUCUCACUGAAGGCUGGAAGCACCUGUAACAAACCAUUCCAGCCAAAUAGUUCAGGUUACAGGCAGUCCCAACCAACUUUGUGAGUGACAUAGGGCAGGUCCCCAAAUCCCAUGCAGGUGACAGGCCAGACAGGAAGAUAACUGACACCAGCACGCCCCUCCACGAGGGACGUAACAGCCAGCCUGCAAGUAGGCAAGAGGGGUCAGAGCUGCUCUUGCUCAGCACCAAGGAGCCCACACUGCAUUCACGUGGCAGAGACCUGGGAACAGAGGCAGAGCAUUUCCCCAGCCUGCUCGAUAGCCUGGGCUGGUUGCUAUGGCUUUCCCAGACAGUCUCACUGCACAAACCUGUGGAAUUUAAAAGCAAACUCUGCCAGCUGGAGUAGGGUAUGUAAGGAACAGGCUAUGAAGAGGAAAGAAGACAACACCAAAGAUUUACAGCACCAAGGGAAAAACAUGAACGCAACUAAUGACAACUUAGCCAACCCCACCACCUGGCAGCACGCUGAAGGUGAUUUUCUCAACUGCACUGACGUGCAAGUUGGUCUGAAGACUUUGUACCUCCCCAUUAUGUACAGCAUUAUCUUCCUGGUGGGCUUCCCAGGAAACGUCAUUGCAAUUUGUUUUUACAGCUUCAAGAUGAGACCUUGGAAGAGCAGCACCAUAAUCAUACUGAACCUUGCAUUCACAGACCUGCUUUACCUCACCAGCCUGCCCUUCCUGAUACACUACUAUGCCAACGGGGAGCACUGGAUCUUUGGUAACUUCAUGUGCAGGUUCAUCCGCUUUGGCUUCCACUUCAAUUUGUACAGCAGCAUCCUCUUCCUUACCUGUUCCAGUGUCCUCCGCUAUGUGGUGAUUGUCCACCCUAUGAAGUUCUUCCACAUCCAGAAGAAGCGGUGGACAGCAGUGGCUUGUGCAGCCAUUUGGGUGAUCUCACUGGCAGUUGUCAUCCCCAUCAACUUCUUAAUCUCUUCAAAAGAGGAACAAAACAGAUCCUUAUGCCUUGACCUUACCAGCUCUGAAAACCUGGGCACAAUCAGGUGGUAUAUCUGGCUGCUGACCAGCCUGGGCUUCUUCUUGCCCUUGCUGACUGUGACUUUGUGCUAUGUGCCCAUUAUUUACACCUUGGUUACUGGGCCCCACACACGGGCUUGCUACAAACUAAAGGCUCGCAGACUUGCCAUUGUCCUCUUGGUGGUCUUCUACGUGUGCUUCCUCCCCUUCCACAUCUUUCGUGUGGCUCGGGUUGAACUACGGUUGUGUCCAUUCAGCUGUCACACGGAAAAACAAAUCCACUCUGCUUAUAUCAUCUCCCGGCCACUGGCUGCACUGAACACAUGUGGAAACCUCCUGCUUUAUGUUGUGAUUGGAGGUAACUUCCAACAGGCCAUGCUCUCUCUUUCAAGGUGUAAGUGGAACAAAUACAUCCAGCAGACCAGGAGCAACAACUACCUGACCAAGUCAGAAAUUACAUUAAAGUUAUGAGAUAAUCCCUUGAAGAAAAUCCCAGCCUUUGGUGCUGUAAGGUCCUGGAAAGGCAGGUGUGUUGAUAUGGUAGCAAGAAUUGCAACUGGCUUCCUCUCCCUGCUGUAGCACACUUCUCCAAAAGCUGUCUAGGGAGCAGGUUUAUAUACACCUCUAUUAGCAACCAAAGAAAGAGGAGUGAAAAGAUUAGUAAGCCACCUUGAAGAUGAAAUCUAAAACCAACCAGCCCGACUGUUUCCAAAAUAAUCUGGGAAACAAAGGGUGCUCUCACUCCAGGCUUUGCAUUUGCUUACAGAAACAUGGAGAGGUUAGUACGGACAUGAGAACAACUUCCAUUGAUUUCAUUGUUGUCACUGAUGUACUGCUUUGUUUAUUAUAGCCAGAGCAAAACACAGCAGAUACUGUCACGGUUGCUGAAACCCUGAAUUACCUAGAAGGCACCUAGAUAAAUCAUCACUUUCAAAUUAGAUGGACCUGAUGAACUUCAGCAUAGGGCACCAAGGAACUGAAUGGUGAAACCUCAGAGCUAGCCUAGGGGAGGAUGAGAAGAGUACCAGAGGAG